Drechmeria coniospora is the source of this 2715-nucleotide messenger RNA. Its product is annotated as putative aimless RasGEF. Gene Ontology annotation, biological process: Ras protein signal transduction; positive regulation of GTPase activity. The transcript has 6 exons. Lineage: Eukaryota; Fungi; Ascomycota; Sordariomycetes; Hypocreales; Ophiocordycipitaceae. The record is from RefSeq and is a predicted model, not a curated record. Bases 1 to 2715 code for a protein of 904 amino acids. Gene Ontology annotation, cellular component: plasma membrane. Gene Ontology annotation, molecular function: guanyl-nucleotide exchange factor activity.
AUGGCAGCGCGCAGUGCCUUGGCCCGAAAGGCGGCUUUCAAGGCGCCUAACAGCUCCGCGUAUAAACCCUGUCUCCCGCCGGACAUCCCGAUUCCUUCGACACCCGAACCCCUCAAACCGGCCCACGGCAGCGACCGCCCGCGCUCGUCUGAAAUCGAGUCAAUUAGCCUGGACCCCCAGUCGGCCGUCGCUUUCUCCUCGACCCUGCAACUGCCCGAUCUGACGUCGACCAACAACCGGGACUCGUUCAACUCCAUCGUCGACGACCCCUUCUUCCAAGGCUUCGACCCGCCCCUCGUCGAGAACCCCGUCGUCAAAGUGUCGGUCGAGAGCUCUUCAGCCGACCAGCCGGAUGAUAGCGAUGACGCUAGCAACAGCCAGCGCUGGCCGCCCUCUCACCGAGAAUCAUUGACCAUCGGGCCGUCGCAGCAUUGGUCCCAUUCCCAACCCAGCAUGGAGAGUUUCAACAUUGCCGUCAUCGGCAACUCGGACGUCGGAAAGUCGACCUUCAUCCAGCGUGUUCUGUCCCUGCCCCGACCCCCGAUAUCCAGUGCCUCGAGCGUCCGCAUGGUGGUGGAUAACACCACCCACAUGAUCACCCUGCUCGAGCUGGACCUCGACUUUUUCGAAUCGAGCUCGACCGAGUCGAUCCAAUGGCCGAAACAGAUCAACGGCCAUAUCGUGCCGCGAAUAGAUGCCGCCUUGAUCCUGUACGACGUCAUGAACCAAGAUUCCAUAAUUGAACUUCCCCGCAUCGUCGCUGCUCUCUACAACUCCGAUCUCGCCGCCAUCCUCGUCGCCUGCAAAUGCGACAAUCCCGAGGACGAUUGGGAGGUUGACGCCGACGCUUUGGCGAAUCACGAGUUCUUUGAUUCAUGCCUAGACAAUUACAAAGUGUCCGUCGAAACGCCAGAUGUCAGCCGGGAAUGCUUGCUGAAUGUUUUGAGGACCGCCGUCGCUAACCGGCGAGGCCGAACAAGCCAUGUCGCGAAGAAGAGGGCGAUCGUCGACCAACCUGGAGCCUCCCGAUCCCGACGGCGGCCGAUCCCGGAGCCGAGGCAGCAGACACAGGCGCGCGAGUUCGGUAUUCUCAACUUUUCGUGGAUUUCCCAACACGGAAGCGUCGGAACAGUACCGCAGGCAGACGUCGAGGAGUCCGAUGCCGGUCGGAUCCCCAAGCCUGCCUCCGAGUCGGACGGAGAGUCUCGCAGACACUCGGAUGAUAUUCCCAUAUUGCAGAGAGGCGAUGACUCCGUCCUGGAGAAGCAACCCAACAUGCCGGGCUGUAGCCUUGACGAGCUUGUCGACCGGCUGCUUGCGCUGCGGUUGUCGAAAGCAGACAGCAACUUCUCCGACGUAUUUCUCUGCCUGUACCGAAAGUUUGCCGCGCCCGGCGAGCUCUUCGCCGCCAUCAUCGUACGGUUGGAUCGUGUUCGCGACGACAAGUCGGCCCACUACCUCACCAAAACGGCCACUCAACUGAGGAUCAUCGAGGUCGUUGCGAAAUGGGUGUCGCUCUACCCCGGCGACUUUGCUCGGCCGAAGACAAGGCAGAACUUGGAUGAUUUCAUCACCCACCUCUCGACGGAACCCGUCUUUUCCGUCGCGGCCCAGCAGAUGCGCCGGAAUCUUCAGUUCAACGUCAACGUGGAUGACGAUACCGGCUGGGCAAUCUCCGACGAUGCCGACGAUGAGAUCACCAGCAAGAUCCUCUCCAAGGACAUGUCGGAGCUGUCAGCCGACAUGAGCACGCUGCAGAUCGACGAAGCCAAUCGCAGACCGUCCAACAGCACGGAGGCCUCGGCCCACAGUAGAGGGAGCGUUGGUAGCAUGAGCGGACCAUCGAGGUUCAGCUCGUACGAGGAUUAUGACAGAGAGGCCGCCCUUCUCGAGCCGACCGAUCACCUGCCGAUGAACAAGAACCGUUUCCAUAUCUUCAUGGACAUACCCGACGACGACAUCGCCGACGAGCUCACCCGAAUCGACUGGAUCAUGUUCUCCUCCAUUCGAAUCCGCGACUUCGUGCGUCACGUCAGCCUAUCGGCGGCGCAGAAGGGAAAGUGCAACAGUUUACGGAAUGUGAAUCGCAUGAUCAGCCACUUCAACCACAUCGCCAAUUGGGUCGCAAACAUGAUCCUGCUGCGAGACAAGGCAAAGCACCGGGCGCAGAUGCUCGAGAAGUUCAUGAACAUUGCCCUUAAGCUGCGGCAGUUGAACAACUACAACGGCCUCGCGGCAAUCUUGGCCGGGCUCAACGGCUCGGCCAUCCAUCGACUCGCCCAAACACGGUCGUUGGUCUCCAUCGAUGUCCAGAAGCGAUUCGCACGGACCCAGCUCCUGAUGGGCACGCAAAAGAGUCAUUUUGCCUACCGGCUGGCUUGGGAGAACUCGCCGUUGCCGCGGAUACCCUUCAUGCCUCUGCAUCGCCGAGAUCUUGUGUCGGCCGAGGAGGGUAGCAAGACGUUUGUGGGCCCCGACGGCGACCGCAUCAACUGGAGGAAGUUUGAGGUGCUCGGCGAAGUCUUACUCCCGAUGAUGAAGAGCCAGGGAACGGCGUAUCCGAACCUGGUCAAGCUGGACACGGCCCGAGAUCUCAUCCUGGGGUGCCGCAUGCCCACGGACGAGGAGGAAAUAUACCAGAGAAGCCUAUCGUUGGAAAGCAGCUCAGGUGUGGUCGACGGGGGCAAGAAGAAGUUUCCAUGGUCUGCCAAGUGA